Scaptodrosophila lebanonensis is the source of this 3081-nucleotide messenger RNA. RefSeq lists its product as uncharacterized. The coding region runs from base 719 to 2917 and encodes 732 amino acids. The record is from RefSeq and is a predicted model, not a curated record. Lineage: Eukaryota; Metazoa; Arthropoda; Insecta; Diptera; Drosophilidae. The transcript is spliced from 9 exons.
GUUGAAUGAGCUGCGAACGCGUGAACGUCAAUUGAAUUUUGAACGGAAACAGAACGCGUCCGCUCUGCUAAUUAAAAUCGAGUGCGUUCUUCGGCAUCUAUCCAGCAGAUACAACCAAAUUGCAGCUGCCACAACUUACAGCAACAACAGUGGCAUGUGCGCCUGCAUGUGUGUGUAUGUGCGUGAAAUCUAUAAAUACUUCUUAUUUGCGGCCUCUGCGACCACAAAAAAGCCGUGAAAGUGAAAUGUUGUGACCAGAGUAUCUGUUAAAUACAAUUUAAUUGCUUCAAUAGAGCUCAGAAAACACGACGCAAAUUAAUGAAAAUUUGAAAACCUACUUACAAACGUGCUAUUUUUUGUUGUUCAUACUUUCGGAACAUUUUUAUCUCACCGCCGUGUUUUCAUGCCUCGUUCGCAUUUGUUUUUGUUAUUGUUCUUUUUGUUGGUGCUGCUCUGGCCUGAGAGCCGCCGCCGCAGCCACCCCCCCUUAUAUAGUCGUCGGCCAUUCAGCCUCAACAAGUAAUUCAAAACGUUGCCGCUCGGCUUCGUUGAACUGGAAGGCGCGGCAUGCAGCAUUUUAAAUACAAGAACAGCCCAACGACGUCCUUGAGCUCAUAAUUUAUACACCUGUUUAAGCGCUCAACUGUAAAACAACAACAACAACGUGAACACGCACUUUUGUUUUUGUCGCAAAAACCGGGAAAAAUAAAAUCCAAAAAUGAAUAAUUUCACAACAACAACAGCCACUCCAGCAACUAAGGAAGCGCUGCCCAGAACGGGACACGUUACUGAAGUCUGCAAGAAGUGGCUGGAGCGUGAGGAUGGCGCCCUGGCCUACAAACUGCAAUCCCAGGAGAUUAAUGACUUCUAUAAGGGCAAUCGUUAUCGCAAUGCGGUAGUGCGCGAAGAUUUCCCAACGGCCCUCCAUGAACAAAUCAAAGAAACUGAGAAUGCACAACGGCAAGUGGAGGCCUACAGAAGACGCCUAACAGAGCAGGAGGAGCAUGACAAACGCAUUGCCAAAGAAAUUGCAGACAAACUGGAACGCGACUUGCAAGAACAGCAACAGAAGGAGUUGCACGAAAGCGAACUCAUAGCCCAACAAAUGCAGGAAAUUUAUGUGAACUUGCCGCCCGUGCCGCCUCCCAGUUGCCGUGACAAGGCCCGUCCACCCCCACGACCUGCCAAAGCAAGUAUUCUACAACAGCAGCUGCUGCAACAACAACAACAACAACAACAGCAACAGACAUGUCAACCACAUAUAUCAAAUGGAAAUGUUGAGCCGACUAGCUCCACACAAGCUAGAUAUCACCACAGUCAGCCACAGCCACAGCCACAGGCUCAGCAACCAUUGCUACUGCAGCAGCAACAUUUCUCACAAACAGACAACUAUGUAGGACUAUCGCUCAUACCAAAUAUUGUAGAUAUGCCAACAAGCACACCAGUUAGACAAAAACCCACACAGCACCUUACCAACUAUAGCAACAACAACCACAACAACAACAACAACAACAAUCAGCUGUUGGUGAGUGACGCUGAACAAACGUCACGCUUCCAUCAUCAGCAGCAACAGCAGCAGCAGCCACAACAUCAAAUAUCACCAACCUCAACAACCACUGCAGCCACACGCCGCCAUCAAUCGCAAUCGCAAUCGCAAUCUCAAUCACCACGCACACCAACAAAUAUUUUGCACACACCCACACACACGAGCACCGCAUCGUUAAUCGACGAUUUUGUCGAUUAUGCUGAUGUUGCUGACAGCAUACGCUCCUAUGAUAUGUCAGCAGCAACAUCUGCCGAUGCUCUCGAUGCCAGCACCAGCACCACCACCACCAUCACCACCUCUCAUUAUAAACAACGCUCGCCAUCCCAUGAGAAUUUGCUUAAAACUGAACCCAAAUUUCAGAAGUUGUCGCCGGAGAAAUACGAUCAGAUGGUGGGGAACUUUGGCGUUACGGCGGGCAAGGUCGCUGAGCGGCACAUGCAACAGCAUGCCGACGACAUCGAGGUCUAUGUGGAUCCCUGUGAUUAUGCCAGUUUGCGUGAAAUCGGAAUGCCCAUGGAAGAGAUCAAGGAGCUGAGCAAGAAACUGAAACAGGAGCAAAAAGAUGAGUUGCUGGCACGUCGGCUGCAGGCCAUUGAGUCGAAGGACACCGUCAGGCAGGAGGAACGUGAUCGCAUGCUGGCGAUUGAAGCUCAAGACAAGGAACUGGCCAAAAUGCUGCAAGAACGGGAGAAGGCCAAAGCUAAGCGUGCCAAGGAGAAGGCGCGCCUGCGCAAGAAGGAGGCCGCAGCUGCAGCCGCCUCCGGCAACAAUUCCACACUCUGCGGCAGCAGCAACAACUCACACUGCGGCCCAUUGCUGCCACUGCCACAGGACUGCAUGUCCGGCCACAAGUCACAGCCGCCACGACCGCUCGAUGAGAAUGUCAUCGAUGUAGAGGCCUAUUCGAAUCCCAUAGACGUACUGAGCAGCCAUCAACGAACCCAAAACGGCACUCUGACCAAUGGCAGUCUGACGCGCGAUUCGGGCUCGGCUCACAGCUCCAUGCAGCGACAUCAUCGCCUCAAUGGCAGCUUGAGUCGUGAGGACGAUAUCUACACGCUGCCCGUGGACAGCUGCCGGCCUGGACAGAGGCCCGUUUCUCUGCACAUGGCCGCUGAAACGGGACAGCAGCAGCAAUCUCAAAACUCCAUGACGCGUUCGGAGCAUUAUGGCUCGGAGAGCUCGCACGAUGAAACGCUUCACCUGAAUGGUCACGAUUUAUCGCCACACGUCAAAUACUCGAACUCGGCAAAUUUUGAUCAAAGCUCCAGUCCCACGCCGCCUUACAUGCCAAUUCAAGGUACGCGCAGAUCGAAUUCAAGUGAGGAUCGAAAAAAGAAAUCCAAGGACAACAAAUGCACUCACCAAUAAAGUCUGAUGGCAAAAAUCGUAGCUUUCACACAUACUUACAUAUUCAAACAUACAUAUACUAUACAAGUAUACACAUACUAUAUAAACAUAUAUUUUGAUGUUCUUCCUUCAAUUGACUACGUACUUUAUUAUGACAAUGAAAUUGUUUUGCUGCCUCUUCGUAA